Messenger RNA from Leptidea sinapis, 7740 nucleotides. It is a transcript of the gene fus, whose product is annotated as RNA-binding protein fusilli. Bases 620 to 2812 code for a protein of 730 amino acids. The transcript has 15 exons. NCBI's taxonomy places the organism in Eukaryota, Metazoa, Arthropoda, Insecta, Lepidoptera, Pieridae. The record is from RefSeq and is a predicted model, not a curated record. Gene Ontology annotation, biological process: regulation of RNA splicing. Gene Ontology annotation, molecular function: mRNA binding. Gene Ontology annotation, cellular component: ribonucleoprotein complex; nucleoplasm.
GCAAGCGAGUGUAGUCCUAUACACCAUCGGGCGUGGAUGUGUGUGAAUAAUAAUAGUAUCAAAAUUAUUUUGUUUUUAUUUUGUAAAUAAAUGUAAAUUUUACACAUUCACAAACGUCACUGAAUAUCGUUUUCAAAUAAGUGCUUGUCUUUACCGUGUGGUCUUAACAAUUUAGAAUCCGUAAAUUCUAUGAAAUCAAUCAGCCAUUGAGACAAAAUUUAGACUGGAUAUCGUUAUUUGGACAAUAAUUAUUGUGAUCCGAGUUAAUUCCAGAUUUUUCAUUAGAACGGAAACGGUUUACGUAGACGAGUAGCGGUAAACCGAGUCGCACGCAAGUUCUUGUUUUACAUUGGGUAACCAUCAGGUUUCUAAAAAGUGCUUUCGACGUGUUUCGAACAACUCAAACAACUUGAAUACGUGAAUUUUCGGACAUUAACAACCUGUAGAUGUCGAGUGGGCCCUAUUGUGCGACGGGAUCGUUUUGAUACUUGAGACUACCGUUAGACAAAUUAAUAUGCAAGUGUGAACUUUAGUGUCGCUGAGAGAAAAUUUGAUGAACUGAGACUAAGGUUAUAAGUGGACAGUGUGUUGUUAAGCUGUGGUAACAUUGCAUGGCGCGAUGAUCAGCGGCGGCUGCGUGUGCGCAUUACAUGUGCGUACUGGGGGCCAAGGAGGUGCUAAUCUUGGUGCGGAUGAAGAAGAAAUUGUGUAUCUUGCUUACAUCGUCAUUGAUGUCCAAACGAAUCAGAUAAUAGGCCGAAGAGAGUACGCUGUUAGACCCACACGAAGACCUUCAGAAGAGUUACAAACGGGGCAGCCUCUAGAUAUUAUAGUACAACAGUUCGAUGAAUUUAUUCGCUCUCUGAACGUGGACCCCCACUCCCCCCUCUUCAGGCUCGUGACAGACGGACAGCCUCCUCUCAGACAAUGCUUGCAUCCAGAAGCCAGCAGCAAGGAGAUUGCGCUGCCCACAUACUACAGCAGGUUCCACGACCUCAGGAAGGAGUUCCUGAGGGCCUACACCCUGCGGGCCGUCACCGCAGUCUCCAGCACCGGAGACACAGCAGCCCCCCCGGCUCCAGACCCUCCUAACUCCAUCCAUGACAUGCUCAACUAUUUAGGAAUAGCUCCGUACGCAGGUGAUCACUUCUACGAGGCAGAGGUGAAUGACAUGACAAGUAUCAUACAAAGGAUAAUUACGGAUGGUUUCCGACUAGAGUUACCAGAGACUAUAGACUUGGUGUUAGAAACAGGAAUUUGCUCAAAAGACGAUGAGAUUGACGGCAAUUGCAUAGUUCGAGCACGCGGCUUGCCCUGGCAAUCAUCAGAUCAAGAUAUCGCCAAGUUUUUCCGUGGACUCAAUGUCGCUAAGGGCGGAGUAGCAUUGUGUCUCUCCCCGCAAGGUCGAAGGAACGGUGAAGCUUUGGUUCGGUUCGUAUCCCAGGAGCACAGAGACAUGGCACUCAAGAGACACAAGCACCACAUUGGGCCGCGCUACAUUGAGGUGUACCGAGCAAGCGGCGACGACUUCCUGUCGGUGGCGGGUGGCGCCACCUGUGAAGCCGCGGCGUUUCUGUCGCGCGGUGCGCAGGCCAUUGUACGCAUGCGCGGACUGCCCUACGACGCGACGCCGCAACAAGUGUUGGAGUUCUUCUCCGCGGGUGAUGACCCUGUCCAAGUCCUUGAUGGAGAAGAUGGCGUGUUGUUCGUGAGGAGAGCUGACCGGCGAGCCACUGGGGACGCCUUCGUCCUCUUUGCUAAGGAAGAGGAGGGAAGGAAGGCACUCUCCCGUCACAAGAAGCUAAUCGGCUCCAGAUAUAUUGAGCUGUUUCUUUCUACUACGGCUGAGGUGCAACAGGUUUUAAACCGGUCUUUGGAGACGCGGAACAGCCAAGUCAGUACUCCUUCAACAGCCAACCCUCCAACCGAGGGUAUUCUUCCUGUUUUGCUGCCUCAGCACGUCAUCACCUCAGGUACUGCUAAGGACUGCGUCAGGCUGCGUGGUCUACCAUACGAAGCUCAGGUGGAGCACAUACUGAACUUUCUGGACGAGUUUGCUAAAAACAUUGUAGUACAAGGAGUACAUAUGGUUUACAAUGCUCAGGGUCACCCCAGCGGGGAAGCGUUUAUUCAAAUGGAAAGUGAGGCGAGCGCAAACCUGUGUGCCCAACACAAGCACCAUCGUUACAUGACCUUCGGGAAGAAACAACGGUACAUUGAGGUGUUCCAGUGUUCAGGCGACGACAUGAACCUAGUGCUGACCGGCGGUGUUACUCCGGCCACCUCGCCCAAAGUGCUCUCCCCGGGUACGUUACUCUCUCCCCCGCCGCAGCCUGCGCCCCGUAUCCUCGCGCAACACAUUGCCCACCAGAACCUCCUCGCCAGGCAGCACGAGAACCUCCUCCUGGCCUCGCUCCGACCCUCCAUGGUCCCGCUCCUACCCUACACAGUCCGACAGCCCCAACCUUCUCCGUACCUACCCUAUCUACCCCAACAACUGCCGACUAAAAGAAGUUACGAGCGCGCGUUCACGCCUACAGAAACCGCCUCUGUAAAACGCCAGUAUGUCCCUCAACAGUUAGCGCCAAUGUCUUUGCCAGUACUAUCUUAUGCCACGUCAGCGCCGAUGUUCUCGUAUGCGAACACCACUCCAAUGCUGUCCACAUACAGCGCGUUACCAACUGGUCUACCUACUGGCCUUCCACCAGGCUAUGGUACGGCACUAAGUGCAGCACUGCCGGGAACUAUAAGUUCUCCUUUCCCUGGCUCGCUGUCUAUGUUCCCGACAUAUCCCUACUAUCCCGGCGUUUAAAAUCUUUGAUAACUUCGCGUUGUAGGACCGGUUUAUAUUCAUUCUGUGUGCUUCCAAUUUUAAAUUUGGUAAUUAACUUACAGAUGUAUCUUUAAGCUAGAAAAUGUAAAGCGGACUGCGUUUUAAUAACGAUUACUAAAAUAAUGAUAGGGCUGCAGUGAUUUUAGGUUAAUGAUGGCUUAAACGUCAUUAUUUUGAUUUCUGAAAGCAAACCUACUCAUUUUAUUCUUAUACCAAAUUAAAAUCCUAUUAAAAAUACUUGUUAAACAUGUAUUCAUUUAUUUUGAUGAAAUACAAUAAUUGCAAAUCUAAUUGGCAUGUUACUUCUUCAACAAUUCUUUAUGUUUAGAAUCAUGGUAUAUUUUUGUUCAAUAUCCAAUAUUUAAUUAAUAACUCAAUUUAAAACGCUAUUAUAGGUACUUUACGUACAUUUGUACUCUAUGGUGAGAAAAAGUAUAAUGAUAAACGUCAAUUAUUUAUUGUCAAUUAAAACGUCCUGUCAAACUUUAGCAAUUCAUUUGUUGGUUACAAAAGUGGUCCUACUCGUUUGACGGGACAAAAUAUUAUAUUUUUACCGAUCUUUGCUAACAAAUAUUCUAAGUCGCGAUCCCAAUAAACCUUGUUGCAUCGUAGAUUUAGAAUCAAAACCGAACUCUUAACACUCGUCAGGCAAAAUUUUCUAUAUUAUCUAUUUUUUUAUGAACACACGUUACAACAACAUGUAGCAUGUAGUUACUUUUUGAACAUAGCAUAACAUUACUCUAUUUGAUGUUACUGACAGGGUAAGAAUAUGACAAGCUCAAAUUAUAAAUGAUAUAUCUCUAAGAGUGAAUUUAUUUUUUUUACUUAAUUAAGGUAGUUAUUGCAGCUGUUAGGUUAGUGCAUAUUUUAAAUCAUUUGUUGAAUUUACUGAUUUGAUUGUUAAUGUAUGAUGUAAGUUAAUGUUAAAUCAAUUUUGGUUUUUUGUUUUUUUUUUUUCGCGUAAUCGUUUAGCUUGUGAUUUUUAAAACAUUCCAAUGAAGUGACAUGUUUUUGCCGCUACUAAGGCUGAUAAUAAGUCUGAAUUUAGGUACUUAUUAAAACUUAGUGACUUAUUACACCUAGUUGAUUACAAUGCACUUUUUUUAUUAGUUUACUCUUUUUAUAUUUUUUUUGUGAGCGUUUUUUCUUUAUAGUUGACGCACUCUAGCUUUUAUGAAUCAAGUGUAGCAUCUUUUUGCUGGCAGUUAUUUAUUGUCCUGUCCUAUAAUAUAUACCUCUUUUCCUAGCAACGGAAAUAGUAACCUAUUAAUAUAAGAUCAUGGUUGGAAAUGUUUUUUAUACUAAAUUGGUUCAAUGAUUUGACAGCUGACGUCAUUGUGUAUUGGUGUUACCAUUUAUCAAAAUCACUCAAGGUAUGGUGGGCUUCACAGACGUGGUGUAAUGGCUAAUAUAUUUGUUCUAUCAUCUGUAUAUUGAAUAUUUGUGAAUUCGGUACUAAAUAAUUUCAGAUUUUUCUUUUUAAUGCUUUAUUUCCUUAGAUAAUAUAUGCGUCUAGAUGGAGCCCCUUGCUGCUAGACGACCGAUGAAAACAGGCCAGAUUUAUUAGUUUAGUGUGCGUGGCAAGUGACGUCUUACACUCGUGAUUUGUACUUCACUUUGUGUAAGUGCGUGCAUUGCUCAAAAUAGAGGUUUACUGUCAACCUCAAUUUUUUUCGACGUUUUCACAGCUGUCACGGUCUAUCUAGACAUAUAAAUGAUCUAAGUUUAUUUCUUACUUUAAUAUAUUUUUUCGUCACACUUUAUUUAUUACCGAUUUCGCAAUAAUAUAGAAAUAAAUGCAUUGUUUAAUUUGUUAUAAAACUUGAUAUCUGUCACCGGUCCUGUUGUGUUGUGGAAAAUAAACAUGGGGUUCAUAUGGUAUGGUAAGUUUUUGUUAUUACUUACAUUUAUACUACAGUUGAUAAUAUUUUAACUGCGUACCAUAUUUAUCGUUAUUAUUGUCACUUCUUCUUACAUUUCAUACGCGCCUAUAACAACACAAUUUAAUUGGUAACGUGAAUUUUGUUUCGAUAACUCAAUCAAACAUGCUAAUCACAUCUUUGUCCUUACUUAUCAUGCUUUUCUAAUCAUUCGUAACUUCAUAUUUCUACUAGCGGUUCCCGGAAUUUUUAAAGGAAAUGAAUUAAUGAAGGAUCGUUGGAAUUUGAUAAAUUUCGCAUCGAAUGGUGGUAGUUUCAUGUCGAUACGAUCAGUGGUUUAGGCGUGAAAAAGCUUCAAACAAAGACCAUUUUCACUAUAUAUAUAGAUACCUGUAUCUGGUGUUCAGUUUCAAUAACGUCCAGUAGUUGGCAAAAUAAUAUCCUAACAUCAGCGUUUUGCACAAUGGCUAGAGCAUAUCGCGAAACUCUUCACCUUAUAAAUGUCGCAUUUAUAUUGUCAAAUCCACAAGUAAUAUUACAAUUUCACUAGUGAUAUUAUAAUUAAACGAUAGAUUGUCAAUCGACUUCAUUUCUUACAAUUUUUAUGCCUGUUUUUAGUGACAUUGUAAUGUCACCGGUACCCUAUAGUGAUAUUGUAAGGCAUUAAUAUUUUGACAAUUUUACUGGUCGUUCGUUUAUGAGGCCUUCUCUGAUUGGUCUGUUUCUUGUAUUUAUUAAAUACUCAUAAUUUUUAGUUAGUUAAUUAUAUAAGUGAAUCGACCUUUCUUUACUAGUAGGUCCCAAAAAGAAUUUUAUACUGUUAACCACAAUGCACGAACCGAGCGUAGCGUGCCGCGGCAGUGGAAGGUAAGUGCCAAAACCGAAUCGGUCUAUAUUCACUAGUAGGUCCCAAAAAUUACAAAUUUACACUGUUAAUCGCCAGUGUUAUUUUGAAGAACGAAGUAGCGGUAGAUUCAAUAAGAAAAAUUAUUUUUUGACAUUCAUAAGUGUCAUUUCCGUGACCUACAUGAAUAAGGUGAUUUUGAUUUGAUUUGAACCGAACCGAAUCGAUCCUUUUUAACUUCUAUUUCGUCAAUAAUUUCAGACGGAAACUUGCAUACACGCCACAAUGUUUACUAUUGUUGUUACGAAAUUUGCGUAUAAAAAAAAUUACCAAUCAGAAUGCUCGACGUCUCACACUGCUAACUUCAUUUGUAACACACCUAGAUUUAUUACAAUAUCACUAUAGUAGUGUACCCGUGACAUUGUAAUGUCACGGGUACACUACUAUAGUGAUACUAUUACCAGGCCGUUAAAUUGUAAGAAAUGAAGUCGAUUGACAAUCUAUCGUUUAAUUAAAAUAUCACUAGUGAAAUUGUAAUAUCACAGCGUUGACAGUAUAUCUACGACGUAUAUAGCAUUUAGCUUCUAAUAUCUGCAUCAAUACGUAAGUAUCAAAACCAUUCAUUAUCUUGACAGAUUUUUACAAUUUAGAUUUUACUCUAUAUACUCUAUGUUUUGUGAUAUAAACGUAUAAUAUAAUCAUGACGAAAGUCCUGUUUGCUAUAAACCUAUGAUACAAUUUACACACGGUAUGCCAACUACAUGCUUGAAUAUUCGCAGUUACUAUAUUAUUAAACAAUUCUUGGGGUAGCAUGGUUUAAUGAUGCUCUGCAUGCAUGGCUCUUAAUUACUUUCCAGAGCACAUCGUGGACGGAUGUCAGAUACGUUCCUCUGUUUUAUGUUUAAUAUUAAAUGUACACGGAAACAGCUUUAUUGGUAAUUUGGUUGUUAUUGAGGCAACACCGACUUCCGCCAUUUAUUUACAUUACAUUUAUAAAAGUGAUUUUUUCUUUGUUAAUUAUAUUAAAAAAUAUAUAUAUACUCCGGGAUGAAUGAAAUAGAUGGCGCAAGUAUAUCAAUUUGAUAUAAUAUAAAGCUUUUUGCUUGGUUCUAAAAAAGACUUGAUUUAAAAUUUAGUAAAAUAUUCGGAGAUGUUUAAUUUCUUGAGUUAAAUUGCCAACUUUAUGAAUUAGUGGAAUUUUGGUAAUGGCAACACUUAUAGUGAUGGUGGCUUCAUGUUAUUAAUUGGGGUGAGCCUAUCUUAAAAUUUUAGCCAUCUGUACGUCUAUCACGAUUCACGAGUGCUCUCACAGAUGCGCUAGUGAAAUAUUUAUAUGCAAAUAAUAGUUGCUAUACUCCGCUAGAGGCAUUGCGUUGUACUGGUUUUCAUGCAAAUAUUUGAUAUUAGCUCAAUGACGUACUAUACAACAACUAGACUCACAAUCGCCUAUUAAAAAGGUUGUCAAAAAUGUCCGAGUUACAGACAGAUACAGAAAUAAAACAUUAAAACAUUUUCAAGAGAGACGUUCGUCUCUUUCGCACAUUUCGAACUACAUUCGUCGGCGAUAUAUUUAAAUGUCGGUAAUUAGCAAAAUGAUUAAAAACAUCAAUUUAGUUAAAAACGUAAUUUUGUUAAUUUGCACUUACCUAAAAUACGACACUCCAUCCUUUUUAAGUUUGGAUAUCUUGUUAUUUGGACAACUUAACGCUUUGUCAUUGCGUGGCGUUGUAUUCAAAGCGCGGUCAAAACACAACUGAACGAAAACUCUACCUAAUAGACACGUAGGCAGAGUUUUGCUUCAGAUAAUAUUAGAGCGUGAUUGUGAGUUUAGUUGUUAAUUGUACGUCCAUGUGUUAACAUCCUAAAGAAAUCAAACUUACGAUGGGAGCUCGAACCGCCUCUAUAUAAUUAGAACGUAGAUUGUAUUGGUAAAAGUACUUAAGUACUUUCCAUUUUCCUUUGCUUUUCUUUUCCACUUCUCAUGAACUUUUAAGGCGAUGUAUUCACGUGUUGUGAGUGAAUCUAUUUCACAUUUUUAAUGAGUUUGGUGUAUAUGUACAUAAGUUUCUAACCUAAUGUUUUAAGAGUAAGUAACACAUGAAGUUUUAAGCAUUGUUUACUUGAGUUAAUACUUAGUUAGUUGUAGAUUUUUUUUUAAAUAAAAGAUUCAGAGUUAGAACGUC